Brienomyrus brachyistius is the source of this 2370-nucleotide messenger RNA. RefSeq names its product N-ethylmaleimide-sensitive factor attachment protein, beta b (gene napbb). Gene Ontology annotation, molecular function: syntaxin binding; soluble NSF attachment protein activity. The coding region runs from base 122 to 1009 and encodes 295 amino acids. The record is from RefSeq and is a predicted model, not a curated record. The transcript is spliced from 11 exons. Gene Ontology annotation, biological process: SNARE complex disassembly; intracellular protein transport; synaptic transmission, glutamatergic. Lineage: Eukaryota; Metazoa; Chordata; Actinopteri; Osteoglossiformes; Mormyridae. Gene Ontology annotation, cellular component: vacuolar membrane; synaptobrevin 2-SNAP-25-syntaxin-1a complex; terminal bouton.
UACAUAAAACCACCGACUGUAAUCCUCCAUCACCAUAAGCCGAUGCAGAUAUUUUGUGCCUAGGUAACCGUAAAUAUACCGGUGCACCUAAAGCUUGUUAUUCUUAAAAAAAUAACCAACAAUGGACAAUUCCGGUAAAGAGAAGGAAGCAAUCCAGCUUAUGGCCGAAGCGGAUAAGAAAGUGAAGUCCUCCUCGUCGUUCCUGGGGGGGAUGUUUGGUGGGAACCACAAAGUGGAAGAAGCAUGUGAGAUGUACGCCCGGGCAGCCAACAUGUUCAAGAUGGCCAAGAACUGGAAUGCUGCGGGGAGCGCAUUCUGUCAGGCCGCCAAGCUCCACAUGCAGCUACAGAACAAGCACGACUCGGCCACCAGCUUUGUGGACGCCGGCAAUGCCUACAAGAAGGCUGAUCCCCAGGAGGCUAUCAACUGCUUAAACGCAGCCAUCGAUAUAUACACAGAUAUGGGACGGUUCACAAUCGCCGCGAAGCACCACAUCACGAUUGCCGAGGUCUACGAGUCUGAACUGGUGGACAUCGAGAAGGCGAUUGCCCACUAUGAACAGGCAGCAGAUUAUUACAAAGGCGAGGAAUCUAACAGCUCUGCAAACAAGUGUCUCCUGAAAGUGGCAUCGUACAGCGCCCAGCUGGAGCAGUACCAGAAGGCCAUCGAGAUCUACGAGCAGGUUGGAACCAACACUAUGGAUAACCCUCUACUGAAAUACAGUGCAAAGGAGUAUUUCUUCAAGGCUGCAUUGUGCCAUUUUAUUGUCGACGAAUUAAAUGCGAAGCUCGCUGUGGAGAAGUAUGAGGAAAUGUUUCCAGCAUUUACUGACUCCAGAGAGUGCAAGUUGUUGAAGAAACUUCUAGAAGCUCAUGAGGAACAGAACAGUGAGGCUUUUACUGAAGCAGUGAAGGAGUUCGACUCCAUCUCUCGGCUGGACCAGUGGCUGACCACCAUGCUUCUGCGCAUUAAGAAGACAAUCCAGGGCGAUGCUGGGGAUCUGAAGUGAAGCCAGGGAUCCCACGUUUCUCUACGUUUGUGUCCUAAGGUCUGCUUUAGGGUCUCCACCCCCCCCCCCCCCCCCCCCCCCGAAUGCGACCCAUGUAUCCAUAUGACCAUCACUGCAGAUUUUCCAGUUUAUACCCCCCCAGGCAGUCUUCUCUCUUCCCGCAGGAUGCGGCUGAACGUCGUGGCUCUUUGGUGGCAUUUCCGAGUGCAGUUUCCGCAACGUUAAGCAGCCCAGAACAUUCCAGAACACUGAAAAAACAAAAAGGCGUUUCCACAUUUAGACACUUACCUGGUUUACUAGUGAAGGUCCUGCUUAUUGUACAGCUGUAAUUAUUUAGAUGGAGUGGAAAUUCAGUCUAUUUUGACAUAUUUAAAUAAUCACUUCCGAGUUUAUUUCUUUUUUAAAAAGCAGUGUUCAUUUCUUCUCAUUGCUGUUUGUUUCUUGUGGUCACACCAUCUCAUUUCCAGGCAGUUCAGAUGCAUAAAGUCUCACGCAAGAUGCUAAAGCGCUAAGGCCAUCUGGCUUUCCAGGCAGGAACCUCCCAGGAACUAGUUAGACUCCCUUGUAAUUUAUUUUAAAAGCAUUAUCUGGCUUUGCAGCAAAGGGAUAAACACUGAGACAUGUUCACCAGAAGGUGCAAUGAAGUAUUAAAUACUGCGUUUUGUCGCAGUAAAGUGUAUAAUCUAGGUUUCAUCUGGUCCCAGAUACCCACAAAGUAGCACAGAUGUAAUUGUGCAAUGAAAUAGAGAAAUUAAAUGUUUAUUUAUUGACAGUUUAAGGGCAGGGUGUCUGCUUUUGGCUCAGAAAUCAUCGUUACAUGAUGGGAAGUGAUGCUCUGUGCAGGUCAUGGGAGACGCUAAGAAUCCUGGGGGUGUCAAAGGUACCAAAAGUUUUUUUUUUUUUUAUUUUGCCCUUUGCUUCCUGGGUUAAUUGUUCUCUUCUCCACCACCCUCCAAAUAAUUCAGACUGUUUCCCAUCACUACUAGUACUAUACCUACGCUGAGCGGCCUGAGGAUGGAUUUUUAUUUUUGAUUUUUUUUGCACGGUUAACUGAGAGAGACGCAUACGGUACCCUCUGGUACAACGGCACUUUUAUUAUGUCUUGUGUAACGUCUCGGUGUGCUUAAUGUCCGUGUUGUGAGUAUCUACUUGUUAGAGGUGAACUUGCUAUCCCCAGGAUCCCGCAAACGAGCAUGUCAUCACAUGUAAUUAGUGUUAAGGUAUUGUGACGCGUAACCCGGUUUUUAAUAACCAAUAAAAAGAGAAAGUGACCCACAAAAGUCUUUCCACUCCCUACUGUAUGUAUUAUUGUAUUUCAGUUUCUGCUAAUGUACGGUAAUAAAGGAGGGUCUAUGAGCUGG